Messenger RNA from Colletotrichum spaethianum, 1515 nucleotides. RefSeq lists its product as uncharacterized. The transcript is spliced from 2 exons. NCBI's taxonomy places the organism in Eukaryota, Fungi, Ascomycota, Sordariomycetes, Glomerellales, Glomerellaceae. The coding region runs from base 1 to 1515 and encodes 504 amino acids. The record is from RefSeq and is a predicted model, not a curated record.
AUGGACUCCAUGAAGCGCCGUCUCGGAAGAAAGACCAACACCGCAACUUUCAAGGCCUUUCCUCCAGAAACCCUAGCAGCCCGCGUGUCCCACCGCCUCAACACCGCCUUGGCCUCCUUCGCAAAGACCGUCCCCGAUCUCCCCGACCGCACCCCACUCUCAACGGAAAGCUACCAGGUCUCGCGUGACAAGUAUGUCCGCUGGACGCGGCUGCAGAACGGCGAGUACGCCGCCGACUGGAACGGGGGCAACGUUCCCACGGAGGAAGACGUCCACCGCAUGCUGUCUUGGUACAACUUCUAUGGCGUCUACCCCUUCCCCACCAUCGAGUACGUGUCUCUAAUGAGCCGGGGGCGGACAAACUACCUUUUCCUCGUCGAGUUCGUGCCGAACGCGAAGCCCGGAAAGCUACCGCAAAAGGUUGUGCUCAAGUUCAGCCUGCCCGUGUGCCCGCACGACAAGCUCGAAAGCGAGGUCGCAACCAUGGUAUGGGCGGCGACGGUGUCACCCAAGUUGAUUCCCAGAAUAUUGGUGUUUGAUUCGUACCCCCGGAACCCGUUGGGCCUGGAGUGGAUGAUGUUCGAGCCCGUGUUCGGCUUUCCCUUCCAGGAGUACACGCUCCAGGGGUCUACGGACACGGGGUUGGAGGGGUUUUCGUUCCCCAAGGAGACACCCCCACAGAGCGACAAGGACCUUUUAAAUAUCGGCAAGGAGCUUCGUGACUUCAUGGCCAAGAUCAAGGUGACCGCCUCUGGCGUACCGAAGGACAACACCUUGAUCGGCAGCCUGCGGAUCAAUUGGAAAACGAAAAGGUUCUAUACUGGCCCUAUUGUAUCUCCUCACUUUUAUAGCGCUGACAGACUGUGGCGUAAGACUCUUUACGGGCCAUACUCGUCGGUGCAAGGCUAUCUUGGUGAUUACAUCUCCAUUUGGAAAGACGAGUACACAAACGACCAAUGGGUUCAGAAACGUUUAGCCAGUCUUGAUAUUGUUGUUGAGAGAAUGGCAAAGCGUCUCGCGAUGUUGCCCAACGUCAAGUGGCAUCUGCCAACCGAAGGUGGACGGAUGAAUGGGUGGCCGGUGACGAUAUCUCACCCAGAUCCGCGACCUGAUAACAUUCUUGUUGGCGAAGACGGUGAGCUGAUCGCCAUUAUGGGAUGGGAAAAUGCGACGCUCAUGCCGAUACCAUUACGAACUGACCUUGCAAAGUUAGACUGGUUCUUCCAGCGGUUUGGAUGUGAAUGUGUCAUCGAUCCCAUGCAGAUUGACUUGGGUUGUGCAUUGCCACCCAGAGCGGAGCUUAUUGAUAGGGCUCGGUCUCGUGCUUGGCCAGGCAGGGACGCAUCCAUUAUCCUAGAGCCGGUGAUGGAAAGCACUUCAGGAAUCGAGAUUGCGUUCAAGGCUUUGAUGGAGGUCUGCGAAAAGUUGCCUUUACGGAGAGAAACAGAACGUGUAUGGCUCGACAAGGCUGUUUUGGCUAUGAUGGACCAGUACGGGGAGAACCUUAACACGUAG